Molecule: messenger RNA, 2358 nt
Organism: Symbiodinium natans
Lineage: Eukaryota; Dinophyceae; Suessiales; Symbiodiniaceae
Source: the annotation of a GenBank genome assembly
AUGGCGAUCGCCGCGGCAGCAUCGGCGAUGGUCGACUUCAACGACCUCGCGGCGCAGGCUGGCGCGGCACCGCCGGUUGUGGCCUACCUCCGUGCUCGCGGCGUCGACCGGACCUCGACGCUGGCCCUCAUCGCCCUCGACGUCGAGGCCCUCCAGAAGUCCAUCAUCCAGGACUACGUCGACGGCAUCGACAUAGCCGGGGUCACCCACAAGGCCGACCCGAUCCACGCCGACGUCGCCCGGGCGAUCAUCAUCCACAUGUGGUCCGAGGCUCGUCGUCAGUGGACCAUACACACGGCGAUUCCGGCGCCGCCAGCUGCGGCAGCGCAGCCACCCGCACAGGCGUCGGCGUCCCAGGCGCCCCACAAUGCCAGGGUCGACGAGAAACCGCCGAAAACUUUCUCCGCCUGGCAGACGCAGGUGGAGAGCUACAACGCUCGCCUGCUCGACGGCGAACGCCGUCGCUUCCCCACUCAGGCGCUCCUCGGCGCCGAAGAGGUCUUGGCGCGGAUGUGGCAUGAGCACACCGUGACCAAGUCCUAUACGCCGGUCAGUCUCUCCGAGAUUUUGGCCCGGCGUACUUACCAGGCCUCCGGCGAGAUCAACCCCUACGCCAUCCGGCGUGCUGCCUCGGCGACUGAGGAGAAGGACUGGGUCCCCAGGACGCUCCUCGCCGUCAUCGACGGAGCCGACUCGGUCAGUGGGCUUGGACCCUGGCCUGAUCGGGCAUUGCGCGAUCGACACAUUCGUCGACUGCCAUGGUUCGUCGCCAAGGCUCGGUCUCGCCCGGGCAUGAUGGAGCAGGUCGUCGAUUUCUGGUCGGCGAUCGGGUGGACCCUGGCCAUGGAUCUCCGCCUCGGCAAGUCGUUCGCCGAAGCGACGAAGGAGAUCAUGGAGAACCACGCCCUCUUCUACGACGCCAUGGCCAAACCGCCGAAGGACGUCUUCGUGGCGGCGUCCUUCCCCAUUCUACAGUUUGACGAGAACGGGGAGGAAAAGUGCCUGGUGGAGACCGGCGGUGACGCCCGCGUCUUCGGCCACGACCUGUGGUCGGCGUACCGCCAGUGGGCCGUGAAACAUCCGGCCCACUCGGGCACGUUCCUGGCCACCGACCACGGCGUGACCCUUUGGUUUCACCUGGCCAUGUGCUUCGGCGCCGCAGCCUCGGUCUGGAACUUCAACCGCGCCGGCGACGCCCUUCAGGCCUUGCUCCGGGCGCUCCUCCUCGUCUUCGGCGGCCACUACGUCGACGACUUCAACGCCCUCGAAUUCGCCGAGACGGCGUCGGCCUUCGAAGCUUUCGCCGUGCUGUUCGACCUCCUCGGCCUUCGCACGAAGGCAUCCAAGGCGCAGGCGCCGGAGGUGGCGCGCGUCGUUCAGGGAGUCCACCUUCGGGUCACCGACGAGGGGAUCGAACUGUCCCCGACGGAGAGGCGCCGAGCCAAGAUCCUGGCGAUCAUCGAUCAGACGCUCGCCGAGAAUACGCUGACGCCCGCCGCAGCCAUCAAGCCGAUCUACGCCAGGGCAGUCGACGUCGCCCGCACAUCCGACGACCACCUCUCAGUGGGACUGGCGGCGGCCCUGCGGGCGCUGCGGGGCAUGCUCAAACAGGUCCGCCCCAGAUUCGUCCCCUUCGCGCCGGCGGAAAAGAACAUGGCGGUGCUCUACGCCGACGCAUUUUUCCAGGAGGGCGACGUGAUCCACAAGGCGGGCCACGUCCCGCCGGCGGCGAAGGCGGCGCCACGCGACAGGCGGGCGUUCAUCUACGUCCUCGAGAUCGUCGCGCAGCUCCUCCCCCUGCUGGCCUUCGGCGACCGCCUGCCGCAGUACUGGUUGGCGUACAUCGACAACGUCGCCGGCCAGUGCGCCCUGCUCAAGGGCUAUGGGAAGGAUCCGGCGGUCAACGGCCUUCUCUCGGCGUUUUGGGCCACGGCGGCGAGGUACAACUGGUACCCCGACUUCCGCCGUGUCCCCUCCAAGGCCGACAUAUCCGACGCCGUCUCGCGCGACGACUUGUCGCAGGCGACGGAGUUGGGCUGGACCUGGACUGACCUUCCCGUCGACGCCAUCCUCGCCGUCCUCUUCCAAGCGGCCGGCGACAUCGACUACGCCACGGACGCCGCUGGCGACGACCUUGUGAGGGUUGCUAAGCCGCCAGUCGACGGCCGGGCGGGUGCAGAAUGCGCCCCGGCGCCGGCCUCGACACUUCGGCGGACUGGAAUACUCGAGAACCUGGUGGCCGAGCUUACGGCGCCCUCCGCCGGCGGUGAAGCCGUGGCAGAGACGGCCAACGCUGCCGCGCAGAUGCGCCAGGCGCUGGCCGCGCAGCUGAAGCAAAGCCUGAGGACGCCAGUGUGA